AUGGCUUUAUCCAACCAACGCCCAAUUGAUCCUGGACAGAGUCCGUCUGGAUCAGUUCAACGAACCAGCAGUCGGAAGCGCAAGUCCCACGAGUUUCUUGUUCUAGAUGAAGAGAUGAUGGAGCAGGAGGAGAAGAGAUUAGCAGAAAGAGAAAGGAAGGAUAAACCAAAAGAUACAAAGGAACGUGAUGUGUUGAAGAGGCAGCGGAAUUCGAAUCGAAACAAAGGGACUAAGGCUAAAGGAACCCAAACCAAACAGAACGAAGACGAAGAAGACAUGGCCAAAAAACGUGUAACAACGAAGAACAAGGCCAAAGAUAAACAUGGAGAAGUUACAAAUAAUCUUCGUGAUAAAUACGGGGCUGUGAUUCAUCCAGAUCCACACCAAUGUUCAUUACUAGAACUCAGCUCAAAAGGGGAUUCCAUGGAGCUCUACGAAUUUGAAAUGCCUCAACAUCACGGAGAGGAUAAGGAUGGCCCAGAAUUCAUUGGUGUUCCAAACACUGGUGAGCGUUCCCCGACGCUCAUGCCGGAAUUGUGGAAAGACGGGGAAAGACUAUACCCACACGAGGGGUAUGAAGAAAAGGUUACUCAGAAAGAAUUUGACGAGUGGGUUGGACCAUAUUUCAAGAAGUUGACGAAUGAGGAAAAAGUGUUUUUAGAAGACAAGGGUGACAUGAAGACACCUUUCAUCAUCCCAGACCUGGGCCUACACUAUUCUAAGACCUGGGCAGAGGAAGAUGGAUUAGCAACUCCAGAAGACAAGAAACCUUCUGAGUCACCCCCGCCGACCCCAAAGGAUGGAUCUCUUCCACCGGGGCAUUCCUUCAGGCCAUUGACUGCACGUCUCUUUGCGCUUCUUCUUCCAGAAGAUCGGGAAGGCCCCACCAAUACAGACUCAGAGAGUGCCAAUAAUCUUUCAGGCUCUCAGCCGGAUCCAAAUGCAUAUACCACCACCAUGCCAGGCCUAGAAGAGCUAGAUCUUGUUGCGGAUGGGCCUACCGAUGAAAGACUCGCUCAGGAGUUGCGUUACAUUGGAUUUUUUGACAAAAACACCACAUAUGCUUGGGAAACUGGUAAAAAGAAAAGGACCGGCGAUGAGACCGACGAAGGGUCCGAGGAUGAAAUUGAUGAAGAGGCUGACGAUGACACUGACAAAGAAUCCGAGGAUGACAUUGAUGGAGACACAGACGAGAAGACUGACGAAGAAACCGAGGAUGAAACUAGUGAAGAGGCCGACGAUAGCGUGGGCGAGAAACCCACGGAUGAAGUUUCAAUGCGCCUAAAAGAACUUCAGGGCAUUCUCCGAAACCAAUGUGUUCUAAACAUUGCAAGAAAGACAAGAAUUUCGGGGAAGAUGGAGCGUCAUAUGGUUCACCAAGAGCUACUACGGCGCUUUGAACCUCUGGAUAAAAAGAUCAAUGAUGCAUCGAGCACAUUCAUUAAGAAGAGUUUAACUGUGGUUAAGAGAUUUCAAACAAUGAAUAAAAAAGGUGCGCCUGCAACCCGCCGUGGGAAGAGAACUGGCUUUACUAAAAAACCAUGGCCGAUACCGGAACCUAUCCGGAAAACAAUGAAAGAAAGGAAGCUUUUGGUGAGAACCAGCGAAGCAGCACUCAAAGGCGGAACUCUAGGUGCCUUGCCUAUUGAAAACACAUUCGAGGAGAUGGGUGAUCUCUUGAAGAAGGUAGAGGAAGAACUGGAAGCCAGUGCUGACCAAGUAAUGGUUGAUUGUAACUCGUCCGAGGGGGGAGGUGAGGAAUGGGAAGAUGAAGAUGAGGGAGGAGAGGGGACUAAGAGGAAGAGAAAGGAGAAAGAUGAUGAUGAUUACUAUGAGGAGGAAGAGAAGGAGAAGGGCAAGAAAGAGGAAGAGGACGAGGAGGACGAAGAGGACGAGGGUGAAGAUGACGAGGAAAGUGAGUCUUGGGGGGAAGAUGAUGAUGAUGACGAUUACAAGGGACGCGUAUGUGGAUUGUAG
Messenger RNA from Morchella sextelata, 1977 nucleotides. RefSeq lists its product as uncharacterized. Bases 1 to 1977 code for a protein of 658 amino acids. The record is from RefSeq and is a predicted model, not a curated record. Gene Ontology annotation, biological process: regulation of transcription by RNA polymerase II. The transcript has 2 exons. Gene Ontology annotation, molecular function: transcription coactivator activity. NCBI's taxonomy places the organism in Eukaryota, Fungi, Ascomycota, Pezizomycetes, Pezizales, Morchellaceae. Gene Ontology annotation, cellular component: SAGA complex.